Fonticula alba is the source of this 1671-nucleotide messenger RNA. RefSeq lists its product as hypothetical. Bases 1 to 1671 code for a protein of 556 amino acids. Gene Ontology annotation, cellular component: cytoplasm; plasma membrane. The transcript is spliced from 5 exons. NCBI's taxonomy places the organism in Eukaryota, Rotosphaerida, Fonticulaceae. The record is from RefSeq and is a predicted model, not a curated record. Gene Ontology annotation, molecular function: GTP binding; protein binding; calcium ion binding. Gene Ontology annotation, biological process: endocytosis; endosomal transport.
AUGUUCCGCAGCAAGCCCAAGAUGGACAUCCGGGAUGUCAAGAACAUCCAGGAGGGUCUGAAGGGCAUCUACAAGAAUAAGGUCAAGCCCACCGAGGAGCAUUACAUGUUCACGGAGUUUCACUCCACGCGUCUGAUGGAUUCGGACUUCGACGCCAAGCCCAUGGUCCUGCUGCUGGGUCAGUAUUCCACCGGUAAGACGAGCUUCAUCAACUUCCUCAUCGAGCGCGAGUUCCCCGGAAGCCACAUCGGCCCGGAGCCGACCACCGACAAGUUCAUCGCCGUCAUGCACAAUCGUGAGGACCGCGUGACCCCGGGUAACGCUGUCGCCGUCCAGCCGGACAAGCCCUUCCGCGGGCUGGAGAUGUUCGGCGGUGGUUUCCUCAGCAAAUUCCAGGCCAGUGAGUGUAACGCCCCCCUGCUGGAGGAGAUUACCUUCAUUGAUACGCCCGGUGUGCAGGCCGGCGAGAAGCAGCGCAGCGGCCGUGGCUACGACUUCACUCAGGUGGCCUCGUGGUUUGCCGAACGCGCGGAUCUGAUCCUGCUCCUGUUCGACUGCCACAAGCUGGAUAUCUCGGAUGAGUUCAAGAAGACCAUCGAGUGUCUGCGGGGCCAUGAUGACAAGAUUCGCGUCGUCCUCAAUAAGUCGGACAUGGUCAACACCCAGCAGCUAAUGCGUGUGUAUGGUGCCCUCAUGUGGUCUCUGGGUAAGGUGAUUCGCACGCCGGAGGUGGCCCGUGUGUACAUCGGCUCCUUCUGGGCCAACCCCCUGCAUUACACGGAAAAUGCCCCGCUCUUCCAGGCCGAGCAGGCGGAUCUCCUGCGUGACCUGCGCAACCUCCCCUCCAAUGCCAUGAUCCGCAAGGUCAAUGAGCUGGUCAAGCGCACCCGCCAAGCACGCGUGCACGCCAUCAUCAUCAGCCACCUGCGCAAGCAGAUGCCCGCCAUGUUUGGCAAGAGCACCAAGCAGGAGGAGCUGCUGGCCGACAUGCGCAAUGUCUUUGAGGAGAUCCAGCGGGCCAACAAGCUCCCGGCCGGCGAUUUCCCUGAUCCGGAGAAGUUUGUCCAGCUCUGUCGGAACAUGGACUUCUCCAAGCACUUCAACAAGUACAAUGCCAAGCUGAUCAACAGCCUCACCGAGGUUCUCGAUAAGGACCUUCCUGCCCUGAUGACUCGCUUCCCGCCGGAGGUUCUCUCCGGGGAGAAGGCCGGCAACUCGGCUGAUGUCAUCUUGAGCACUGAUAUGGGCUUUGCCAACCGCAUCACCCAGGGCGGCAUCAACAACCCGAACCCCCUGGCCCGCGAUGCUGUGGUCAGCCCGUCGGCUUCGCGUGGCUCGGCCCUGGCCCUGCCCGCCCCGGCGGCCCCGGCCGACCCGUGGGCUGUCUCGGCCAGCGAGCGGUCCAACUUGAUCGCCGAGUUCCAUCGGCUCAAUCCGCCGAACGGCCUGCUCAGCGGUGGCCAGGCCAAGGAGGUCCUCCUGCGCACCGGGCUCGACAAUGAGUCCCUCAAGCGCAUUUGGUUCCUCAGUGAUGCCGAUCAGGACGGUUUCCUCUCGCAGGACGAGUACGUGGCGGCCCUGGUCCUGGCCCGCGGUGUUCGCUCCGGCAUGGCCAUCCCGCACAGCCUGCCGGCCUCCCUGCAGUCGGGUGGCUCGAGCAACCCCUUCUAA